AUGGAAUUCGAGGACGCGCCCCGCUACGGCGGGCCCCAGGCUGAUGAGGCUGACGACAAAGCCGCCAAGCGCGAGGAGCUCGAGCGCAAGAAGGCCGAGGUCCGAAAGCGGCUCGAGGAGUCCGGCAAGGCCGGCAAGAAGCAGAAGAAGGGUUUCUUGACGCCGGAAAGGAAGAAGAAGCUUAGGAAACUGCUCAUGAUGAAGGCGGCAGAGGAUUUGAAGCAGCAGCAGUUGAUGAAGGAGCAGGAGCGACAAAAGGCGCUUGCUUCUCGUAUUGUCGCCCUCCCAGACUUGGAUAGCAUCAACGAUUCUGGCCAGCUCGAAAAGAUCUACAACGACCUGUUCGAGCGGCUAAAAACGCUGGAGGAGGGCAAAUAUGAGAUUAACCAGUCCGUCAAGUGCAAAGAUGCGGAAAUCAACGAGCUGACCAUUGCCGUUAACGAUCUACGCGGUAAAUUCGUUAAACCCAUGCUCAAGAAGGUGUCCAAGUACGACAACAAGUUCAAGUCGAGCGGAAAGGGCGAAGCUGCUCCUGGCGGCAAGGCCGAUUUCCGCGCCAACCUCAAGGUGGUCAAGAAGGAGACGGAUUUGGACGAACUCGUGAAGAAGAAGGAGAAGGCCGGUUUCUUGAAGGAUCAGCCCGCGCAGGAGGACAAGCCGAAGCCGGCACCCAAGAAGGAGGAGGUCGUUGAGGAAGCCCCAGCCGAGGAACCCCCAGCGGAGGAAGAGCCCCCAGCUGAGGCCGAGGAGCCCGAGGAGGAGGAUGGCGAGGAGGAGGGUGACGAGGAGGAGGAGGAG
Messenger RNA from Mesorhabditis spiculigera, 798 nucleotides. NCBI's taxonomy places the organism in Eukaryota, Metazoa, Nematoda, Chromadorea, Rhabditida, Rhabditidae. The record is from the annotation of a GenBank genome assembly.